AUGAGUUAUUUUAGUGAUUUGCAUCAAAUAUCGGAUAUUUCUAGUAUUUCGGCAAUUUCCCAGUCCAGUAAUAAAUUUAUUGGUAGAGUGGAUUCAUUGCAAAGUUUAUUAGAUAAUUAUUCCAAUGCAGUAAGAAGUAAUAAUAGGUUUGCGAUAACUCGAGAAACAAGUGCUAUUGAGAAGACGAUAAACUCUUUGACAUUAUGCGAAGAAAAUAUAAGUGAACACGUUAAAAUCAAUAUUAUGUACCAGUGUAUGAAAGAAGCAUCUUUGAAUCAUAAAGAUAUUUUAUCUAAGAACACAGCUAACAAACUACAAUUAAUGCUCUCAAUUUAUCAACUGGAUAAGUAUAUGCAUCUUCCUUCAACAACGAAACAUAUGCAAGAUAAAUUGAUGCUUUUGGGAAUUAUUGAUUUGCCAUCGUGUGACUUAAAUCUUGAUGAGAAAUUAGAGGUGAAAUGUUGCAUUGAGACAAUGUUACGAGAAACUAUACAUCAUAUGAUGCUAAGAUAUGAAGCCUUAGGAGGAAAUGCUAAGGAAGCAUUAAAAAACAACGAAUGUGACAUGCGUAAUAAAUUCUUGGAAUAUUACGAUGUACCAGCAGUACAAUGGAAGAAUAAAAUUGAAGAUUUGAUUUUGCAAUGCGAAAGUGAUUUGUCGAAAUAUAUAAAUUUAAUGGACAAAUGGAAUAAGCUGAAAUAUGAAAACAUGAGCCAAGCGUAUUUAGAAAAGGCAGGAUACUUAUUGCUACAGGCGCAAGUUGCUGAACUGCAAGCAAAGAUAACAAAGCUCUCUUGCACAAUCAGAAUGUUCAAAGAAACCUCGACUACCGUUGAUGCUUUUAAAAUGCUAAAUCGAUUAAUAGAAGACAAGUUAAAAGUAGUUAGAGAUGAAAUCCGCCAAAAAGAAGAUUUGAAAAAGUUAUACGAUAAUUUGAAAAAUACAGAAUAUGACGAGGUGUUGUCAAUCUACUCGCAGCUCUGCAAUGCAAUAAAGAAGAAAAAACACAUCUUGGACAUGUUAAAAUAGUUUUGUAAAUGAAGGAUUUACAAUAAUUUAUAAUCAAAACAAUAUGUAUCUGAUUUAAAAGUAAAUGUUUUAUAACUUGCAUUCGAUUAUCUUUUGAUAAAUAUUCUACAAAUCGAUGUGAUAAUUUUAAUUUUAGCAUUUCUUUGAAUUAAUAAAAGUAUAUUAGUAGAGUAG
Solenopsis invicta (red fire ant) is the source of this 1203-nucleotide messenger RNA. RefSeq lists its product as uncharacterized. The transcript has 3 exons. The coding region runs from base 1 to 1029 and encodes 342 amino acids. NCBI's taxonomy places the organism in Eukaryota, Metazoa, Arthropoda, Insecta, Hymenoptera, Formicidae. The record is from RefSeq and is a predicted model, not a curated record.